Messenger RNA from Closterium sp. Yama58-4, 1641 nucleotides. Lineage: Eukaryota; Viridiplantae; Streptophyta; Zygnematophyceae; Desmidiales; Closteriaceae. The record is from the annotation of a GenBank genome assembly.
AUGGACGUAGUUUUUGUGCACGACCCAGUACCGUCAGAUCGCUUGAAUCCCAAGAGAGCUCCGUUCGAUCGGCUUCCUCAAGAGAUCCUCGCCGUCAUCUUGCGCCACGUGGCGUCAUCCGGCAGGUCCUUUCAGCACGCCUUGGUGUGUAAGCGAUGGCAUCGCGCGGCGUGCCUCGCGCAGUCAUCAGUCCACUUGAAACAUUUUCAAUCCGUCUCCUCUUCGCGCCUCCUCCUCGCGCUCUCCCGCUUUCCCCGCCUCACCCACCUCCAUAUCGACCAAAACGGAGUAGACUCCUUAGACGACGAAUUCCUGACAAGACUCGCUGAAGGUGCUUGUAACGCGUAUGACAAUCGCGAGGAGAGCGGAUUUUCACCAUAUAAUGAGGACGAGACUAAGGAAACGGAGGAAGGGGUGGAGGAGGAGGAGAGUCACGAAGAGCGAUUUGGAGCCAUUGGCGCUGGGCGGAGCUUAGGACUGGACGGCACUGGUAGUAAUAGAGUGGGCGGCACUGGUGGUGCAGUGGGCGGAAUCAGCUCGUCACAGGAAAGAACGACCAUCGCUGGAAAGGUCAUUCGCCACACAACCGCAAGCCCUGCAGCCACAUCUGCGCUCCUACUGGCAGCCGCCGUACCACGCUCCUCACUCCCUCCCGAAUCUCCUUCGCUGCUCCCAACUCCCCAUCCUCCUCACUCCCGCCAGUCCCCCCGCCCUCCGCAGCACACCCAGCCGCGCACCUCCCCUCUGCGCUCUCUCUACCUCGCGGAGGGCAAUCGCUCCUGGCAGCGCAUCACAGCAGCGGGUCUAAACUCCCUUUUCCUCCACUGUCGCCUGUUGCGAUCGCUCUUUCUGCACUCACAUCCUCUCAGCUUUGAAGUCACUGCCCUCCCCCCCUCUAUAGUCACACUGCGUGCUCUCACAUCCCUGGAGAUUGUCAUUUCCUGCCUUACGAGCCUGCCGGAUGAUUUCGGCUCACUUACCGCCUUGAAAGUGCUUCGGCUGGAAAGCUCCAGUCUUAGUUCUCUGCCCGACAGUCUCGGGCAGCUUAGCUGUCUCACCUGCCUCACCAUCGAAAGCUGUUCUUUGCAGCACCUGCCCGAGUCUCUGGGCAACCUUCGUUCCUUAACCUCUCUUCGCCUCUCGAACAACUGCGAUGCCCUCCUCUCGCUGCCAGACUCCCUCUUCACCCUGCCUUCCCUAUCCUUCCUUCUCAUUGGCUGCCGUGGCCUGCCCGCACUACCAGCCAAAAUCUCCCACUUUUCCGUUUUGGAACAUCUGGAGCUGAGUUCUUGUGAGAGGAUCACCUUCCUUCCAGAAUCAUUAUGCCAGCUGCCCUCUCUAAAUGACCUCAAAAUCACACAUUGCACUCGCCUGCAAUCCCUCCCAGCAUCACUCGGCCAGCUGAAACACCUCUCGUCUCUAGAAAUCAUCAGGUGCGUCUCUCUCUCGCUCCUCCCACCACCGCUCCCUCUUCUUCCGUCCCUCUCGCGCCUGGUAAUUAUCGGUUGCGAGCUUCUAAGGGAGCUUCCUGAGAACCUAGGCACACUGAAGAACCUGCGAUUUCUGAACUUAGGGAUUCAGAUUGAGAGCGUGCCGGAGGGGCUUAGAGAGAUGGUAGGGCUGCAUAGAGUAGGCAUUUGA